AUGGAUCCAAUCUCGGCUCUGAGCUUGGCGGCCGUGAUUCUACAAUUCAUCGACUUCUCCUCGAAGCUUGUCGCCGGGACGUAUGAAGUAUACAAUUCAGCCAGUGGCACCACUGUCGAGAAUGUCCACAUCACCACCAUCGUCACCGAUCUCCAGGCCGCAACGGGAGACAUGGAUGUUGAUAUCGUCGGAAACACGAAGCACGAGCGGGCACUCAAAGAUCUUGCGUCCAAGUGCAAUAAGUUGUCCGCAGAUGUUGUCGUGAUUCUGGAAGGGCUCCGGGUAUCUGAUAAAAACUCGGCAUGGAAGAGCUUGAAGGUGAAAUGGAGCAGCAUGCGAAAGAGCGGUCAGCUACAAAGUAUAGAGAGAAGACUGGACGAUGAUCAACAGUCUUCCGUUAAAACGCAACUCGAUCGCAUGCAGAGUGAGGGCGAAAGACUCGCUGCAGAAAGCGCUACACAGCUUUCGAGGGUUCGGAGCGAAAUCAUUGACGCCGUGGAGCGACUUAUGGCGGACCAAAACCAGAGCCAGCGAGAGGCUGUCACGAGGCGGUCGCCUGUCGAUGAGCACACUUAUACAAGACCAACCGAUUCAGUGUCGUCCGUGCCUACAAGAAGCGUUCAAGUCGGCGGGAACCUAGAGGAUGUCAAGUCGUUCCUGGAUGUUCUGGUCUCGAGAAUGACCUCGAUGCCAGCGGAGAAUCGAAUCCUCGAGCACUUACACUUCGCCUCAAUGUAUAGUCGAGAGGAUGCGAUACACGAUCCAGGUGAAGGGACGUUUGAGUGGUUUCUAGAGAGCGAAGAAGAGAGUGACAGUGGUCACGGUAUCAUAGGUAGCGUCAAUGAACAUUCCAACACACGACAGACGACAGAUGAUGACGCGACUGAUACAGAUGACGAGGAGGAUUCAGAGGUUAAUGACGAAGAAUAUGAUGAGCUUGAGAGCUGGAAAAUAUGGUCUUUCAAGGAGGAACAGACGAGACGAAAAGCGGCACGAUGCUCCUUCCUGACGUGGCUGAAGACAGGCAGUGGGAUAUUCCACAUCUCAGGGAAGGCAGGAUCGGGCAAGUCGACGCUGAUGAAAUUUCUCAGUUCCCAUCCGAGAACAGAGGAGGAACUCACCCACUGGGCAGGGCGCAAGAAGCUCGUCGUCGCCCGUUUCUUCUUCUGGAAGGCUGGCGACGAACUGCAGAGGUCAGUUCGGGGGUUGCAGAGGGCUCUUCUCUUUGAAGUCCUCAGGCAGUGCCCAGAUCUAAUACCUCAAGUCUUUCCAUCUCAAUGGGAUCUCUUCAAGCGUACGGCUGCUUCUGCGGGCACUGAUAGCACCCUAUUUCGUCCCGCCAACAUACAGGAAGCAUUUCGGCUCCUCAUUCAAUACACGAGGCUUCCAGCACACCGCUUCUGCUUUGUUAUAGACGGCCUGGACGAGUACGACGGUGAUAGUGUGGACCAUAUGCGUCUAGCGGAAGAUCUCAAGUCUUGGGCGAACGCUGAAGACAUCAAGAUAUGCGUCAGCUCCCGCCCUCAUGUUGAGUUCCAGAUGACUUUCACCGAUCGUCCCGAGCAACGCCUACAUCUCCAUGAGCUGACGAGUCACGACAUCUACAUCUAUAGUCGGCAAAUGCUGCGAUCAACUAUCAAGGCCCGACAAGAUGGCGACGACUGUCUGGCGCUAGUUGAAGACGUGGUUUACAUGUCGAAUGGUGUCUUCCUGUGGGCGUGGAUAGUCGUUCGCUCUUUGCGGUCACAAAUCCUUCGCGGUGACCCUAUAUCUGCAUUGAGAGAAACUCUUGAAACUACACCAAGAGAGCUCAAUGCACUGUACACGCAACUGUUGGAUUCUCUGGAGCCCCACGAUCAAAAAAGGGCCGCUCAUGUGCUACUUCUAGUGGCUAGCAAUCAAUGGUACCCUAAUUACACCUCCGUCGCAUUCUGGUGGCUCGACGAGCUUGAUCAUCCUGAUUUUCCGUCCCUCGAAGCGAUAUCGCCAUUUUCUCCUGAAGAAUUACAGGAGGUGAGGGAUAAUGUGGAACGCCGAGUGACAAGCAUCACAAAAGGAUUCUUAGAGCUCGUCCCAUACAUACCUUACAGGAACUAUUCAUACGACAGCGAGCUCCAAGACAAGGAUGGAAUGGUUGAGUUGAGCACCAUUAACGCGAAAAGGUUUGAAUUUUUCCACCGGUCUGCGCGGGAUUUCGUUUUGGAUCAUCCCAGGUUAGGACAGAUUGUCAAUGCCAACGACGCCGUCGCCCCCGACAGAUUGCUCAAACUGCGAAUUGCAGAGAUCUUAACCUACCCUGAGAAGUAUCGGCCCGAUCUUUGUGAAUAUCUCGAGCCUCAGAUUCAGCAAUCUCCUGUCCAACUGCCGGUGAUAUUGCUUGUAAAGUGUCGUCGUGUUCUUGAGCAAACUGCCAGAAAGCUUGGGAUCUCUCCAGAGCCUACUCAUCCUUCAGAUAGACGGCAUUUAUUCGAGUCGGGGCAUCCACUGCACUGGUCCUUUGUUCACUUUGCUGCGGCCCAUGGCCAAUCCGAAUACACAUUGCAGAGCGCAAAAGAAGAUCCCAAGCUGCUGGCAGGGAACACAGAUCUGAACUUGCUUGUGCAUCCCUCAACAACCAUCUCGUUUGCAGCACAAAGUUUGGAAGUGAUAAGCCCGUGCUUCGACCAGUUUGGCUCGUGGUCCUGA
This is a messenger RNA of Aspergillus mulundensis, 2685 nucleotides long. Its product is annotated as ATP-binding protein. The coding region runs from base 1 to 2685 and encodes 894 amino acids. The record is from RefSeq and is a predicted model, not a curated record. NCBI's taxonomy places the organism in Eukaryota, Fungi, Ascomycota, Eurotiomycetes, Eurotiales, Aspergillaceae. The transcript is spliced from 3 exons.